AUGACGGCGCUGCCCUCUUCUACUUCCGCCGGAAGGACGCUGGAGUGGUCCGGCCGCUGCGAGUUGUGCGAGGCGGCGGCGCGGCUGCGCUGUUCCCGCUGCCGCCUCACGUAUUACUGCGAUGUAGAUCAUCAGAAAGCCGACUGGGUUAGUAUCCAUGAGAAAAUAUGCCAACUGCUGAUUCCAGUCCGCACAUCCCUCCCUUCUCUCACUUCUGAAGAAGAAAGAAAAUACAGAGUGGAACAGCUGGUGAAGAGGCAGAAAUACAUCAUUGAUCUUACAUCCAGCACAGCCCAGAAGUUUAUUUUCGAUGGAAAGCAUAAAAAAGCAUUACCUGCAGCUCUGCAUGCAUUGCGUUUCAGCACCAAAGUAUAUGGUUCAAGUUCUGUGCAACUGCUACCUGCCUAUCUCCUCUUGGCUGAGGCCUGCAUUGGUGUUGGCAACCUUCAGCAGGCAUCUAACUAUCUCUCCCAAGCUCAAUGGAUUGUCCUCAGAACUCCAGAUUGCAGUGGUGCCUUUCAGCAUAGAUUGCAUCGCAGUUUGGGGCUUCUCUAUGUCGCUGAUGGAAACUUCAAUCAGGCUUUAUAUCACCUGGCCAAUGAUAUUUACCUUGCUAGUUCUACAUUUGGACUAAAAUCUGUUGAGGCCUCUGGAGGGUAUUUCCACAUGGCUAAUGUUUUUUUUCACCAGAACAAAAUGGACAUAGCGAACUCAUUGUAUGCUGAGGUCACUGACAUCUGGCACACCUUUCUUGUGAAGUCAGUCCAAACACAGGAGCAAAUUCACAAGUUGAGAGCAGAAAAGUCUCCGUUCACUGAGGACAAGGAAGUGGAAGUCAGUGAAGACACCAUGACUGAAGCCCAGCAAGCAGAAGCAAUUCAGGUCCUGAAUGCAAUACUAGAUAUCAGAGAAAAGGAACCAAAGCAACAACCUGGGGAAACUGCCAGAGUCUUGCAUGCUCUUGCAAUGCUUUAUUACCUAAUCAUGGAUUUAUCAAAGGCUUGUGAAAUAGGGAUGAAAGCUUUUGACCUGCUGAAACAAUUACCCCAGCAAGAGCCUCUAGAAGCCAUCGGCUAUUUGUUAAAGCUGAUUGACUCCCAGGCUUCCUGCACAAAAUAAGGAGCUCUUUCUACCAGAGCCAGGUGCUUGGCUAGGUUAUUUAACUAGGUGGCUGGAAACGUUAAAAAUGCAUUGCAAGCUGCAAGUACUUUUUGCUGUUGUCACUUCUCUAGAAGUGUCCCUUUCCAUUUGGAAGUGUUUGAAAGGUAAGCUUGUGGUAUUUUGUUACAUGCUUGUCAACCUCUGCAGACUGCUACGGAGUAACAACAUGAGAAUGGGAAACAAAAGCACUACCAGUGCAUAAAUUGUUGCCUACUUGCUACUGUAAUGAGGGUAACAGCCUCUUAUCUCCUCACAUUGUCUGACAAGAAGUUAAGACCAGCUGAAAUGUGUUUGUUACUGUUUUCCUCAAUUUUCUUUUCGCUUUGAUGAGUAAGAUGGGGUGGAAGGCUAUGGGAGAGGCCUGGGGAAUGUGUCCACUACAUUCCUAACUCGGAUGGUUGACACCUGCUCCCCAGAACCUGGUUGGGCUUGUUCAGGUGCUGCACCAUUCUGUAGUGCCCCUCCAUUUUCAAAUCCACGCUCUCACUGUUUGCAAACCUCCAUCAAGCUGACUGCCAAUCUGCAGCCCUCACAGGCUUCAAAUGCCCCUGGGAGCAGAGAAGGAAGAAAGGCAGGGUACAGGGUACGCAUGGCCCUGGGAGUGAAGGCUGAGGAGCACUAGAGAAGGGCUAGAGGAGUCCCUGAGAACAAGUUGGGUGCAGGGCUGGAGGCAGCUGUGCAGUGAACUUGGUUCAGACACUGGAGCAUGUGACAGACUUGCACCGCUGGGAAAGAGGUUAAGGGAAACUUGCCCUGCUGCUAAGGUCUGGAUUCAGCUGAGCUUUAAGCCUACGAUUAAGUCUCAUUUACUUCAGGAGGAUUUAUGAAUGCAUUUAAUUGCCUUGCUGAAUUGGGUUGGAGUCAAGUACGCUUUUAAAUGCUUUGUCGAGCUGGGACCUGAGCAAUUAGAAGGGAUUGAUGCUGCUGCUAAAGGGAAAGUUGCUCACUCCAAUCCAACUGAUUUUUAAUUGCACAGGGUGGAAUAGCUGUGAUUGGUGCACACAAGGGCCCCACGGCAGACCAGGGCAGCUCCCUGAGACUGUAGGAACACUUGUGGGAACAGGGGAUGCUGGGAUGGUCAGCGCCUGCUGGCACAGUGCCUCAGGACGUGGAGGAUUUGGGUCACUGUGGCUGAGGAUUUGGAACUGUGGCAGUAAUCCCCCAAGACAUGCCAUGGCCAGGCUGGCUCUAUGUGACACAUCAGGGCCAGCGUCCCUUCCACAGUGCUGCCACUUGGCACAGCAUCACUAUUGGCUGCUUAAAGCGGUAUGGAAAUUAAUUUUUUACAGGUCUGCAGGCUGGGCAUCUCUGGUAGCAGGGCCUGCACAGCAAUGAGAAGGGAAUGGAAGCACCAGUAAAGGUGAUCAGAGCAACCCAACGUCCCACCACACAGAAUAUUUUAGGGAAAAUUGGAAGAUUUUUACAGGAGCUUUUCUCUAUGACCCUUUGGAACAGCCAUCUCCCUGUAUACACUUCAGGGCAAAGAGCUAUUCUGACAAAUAGCAGAAAACCGAAGCGAACAAGCUCAGCACUUCUUUGCCCAGCAGUGUUCAGACUUGCAGCCCUUGGCACUGGGUUAGGUAAAGGAGAAAUUCCCCCAGGAAGCAGCCAGGAGAUGGCAACAACACAGCCAAGAGCACAGUGUGGGCAUUUCGUAACAAGGAGCCUUGCAUCCCUGUGAGGAAAAGCUUUGGCAAGGAGCAGCACACACUGGGGAGCCCACUGCUACUCCCAGAACAGGGAUAGGACACAAACACCCCAUGACCAGCACCUGAGCUGCACGCAGGGAUGGCCUCACUGAAGCUCUGACCCGCUGCACUCCAUCCACCAGCACUCCUCCCAGAAAUAAAGGCACACAGCACAGCAGGUUGGGUCGCUGCAUACAUUCCUGUUUAUUGUUAGCACACCACACGCCUUUCUCCAUUCUCUUGGCACUUAUGUUUAUGCACAGUAGGAAAAAAAAAAAA
This is a messenger RNA of Phasianus colchicus (ring-necked pheasant), 3128 nucleotides long. It is a transcript of the gene ZMYND12, whose product is annotated as zinc finger MYND-type containing 12. Lineage: Eukaryota; Metazoa; Chordata; Aves; Galliformes; Phasianidae. Gene Ontology annotation, molecular function: protein binding. The record is from RefSeq and is a predicted model, not a curated record.